ACUCAUCCAUUAAGUAAUGCCUGAAUCCCAGCAGGCUUGUAUACAUCUUCCUGUGUUUGACAUUUCUCAGCCUUUAAGUCCAUCAUCGCUCUCCUCCCUUUCUUUAGCUUGCAAAGAAUGGGGUUUCUUCCAUAUAAUCAACCAUGGAGUUUCCAAAAAUCUUUACAAGAAACUUUAUUCCCUCUCCAAUCAUCUCUUCAGCCUCCCUUGUGAGUCCAAGAUCAAGGUUGGCCCCUCGUCCUCUCUCAAAUCUUACACCCCUCAUUUCAUUGCAUCUCCUUUCUUUGAAAGUCUCAGAGUUUCUGGACCUGACUUCCAUGGUUCUGCACAAAGUUCCGCAGAACUUCUCUUCGAUCAUCCAAACCUUGAAUUCAGUGAAACACUGAAAGAAUAUGGCAACAAGAUGUCUGAACUAUCAAAAAGAAUAGUUAAGGCAGUGCUAAUGAGCUUGGGGGAAGAUUUCGAUACCAACUUUUAUGAAUCUGAUUUUAGCAACUGCCAUGGAUACAUGAGAAUAAACAAUUAUACAGCACCAGAGAGCGUGGAACAAGAAAAAGGAGUUGAAGGGCUUGGAAUGCACACUGAUAUGAGCUGCGUGACAAUUGUCUGUCAGGAUGAGAUUGGAGGGCUUCAGGUGAGAUCUAAGGAAGGGAAAUGGAUGGACAUAAACCCAUGUGAAGAUACUUUGGUUGUGAACAUUGGGGAUUUAAUGCAUGCUUGGAGCAAUGGCAAGUUGAGGUCAUCUGAGCACCGAGUUGUUCUAAAACGAUACGUUAAUCGAUUUUCUUUGGCCUUCUUUUGGUGCUUUGAGGACGAGAAAGUUAUUUUAGCACCUAAUGAAGUGGUUGGAGAAGGAAAUUUCAUGAUGUACAAGCCAUUUGUUUGCAGGGAUUAUUUGAAAUUCAGAGAAAGCUGUGAGAAAGGCAAGUUUGAUACGGUUGGGUUCACGGUCAAAGAUUUUGCAGGAAAUGGGGGAUAAAUAUAAACGUAGAUGGAAAUUAAUUAUAAAAGCUUUUUCCCCCACUUUGUGUCUCAGCUUACAUUCCUUUUUCUGUUUUUGUAAUAUUUGGUAGAUGGUAAUAUAAUCAAAAUUUUUUAUUAAAAUUUAAUAAAAAAAUUUGAUUAUAUUAUAUAUCGUAUUACAUAACAGUCCACUAAGUAUAUUUGGGUUGAGAAAUUUGAAAAUAAGUGAGAGCGUAUUAAAAAAAAGUGAUGGGGUUAUGGAU
Molecule: messenger RNA, 1226 nt
Organism: Hevea brasiliensis (rubber tree)
Lineage: Eukaryota; Viridiplantae; Streptophyta; Magnoliopsida; Malpighiales; Euphorbiaceae
Product: gibberellin 20-oxidase-like protein
Exons: 2
Coding region: 17-979 (320 amino acids)
Molecular function (GO): dioxygenase activity
Source: RefSeq, a predicted model, not a curated record